ACUUUAUGAGGAGCACCCAGGUCACUGGCUUCAUAAACCAUUAUGGGGAUUCCACCUGGACCCUGCAUUCACUAUAUCCGCUCUCCCCGGACCCUGCAUUCACUAUAUCCGCUCUCCCUGGACCCUGCAUUCACUAUAUCCGCUCUCCCCGGACCCUGCAUUCACUAUAUCCGCUCUCCCCGGACCCUGAAUUCACUAUAUCCGCUCUCCCCGGACCCUGCAUUCACUAUAUCUGGUCUCCCCGGACCCUGCAUUCACUAUAGCCGCUCUCCCUGGACCCUGCAUUCACUAUAUCCGCUCUCCCCGGACCCUGCAUUCACUAUAUCCGCUCUCCCCAGACCCUGCAUUCACUACAUCCGCUCUCCCCGGACCCUGCAUUCACUAUAUCCGCUCUCCCCGGACCCUGCAUUCACUAUAUCUGCUCUCCCCGGACCCUGCAUUCACUAUAUCCGCUCUCCCCGGACCCCGCAUUCACUAUAUCCGCUCUCCCCGGACCCUGCAUUCACUACAUCCGGUCUC
Messenger RNA from Staurois parvus, 519 nucleotides. NCBI's taxonomy places the organism in Eukaryota, Metazoa, Chordata, Amphibia, Anura, Ranidae. The record is from the annotation of a GenBank genome assembly.